CGUACAUUGAUCACGAUCUCCCAUGUGGCGCUCGCUUGUGAAACGAUGUGACGAUCUUGUACAGUCACCGUGCGAACCUUGACGCGCCAAGUAGCAGCUUGUGGGUUUAGCGCGCAUGAUCUUUCCACACCCUGUUCCAACAUAAUCCAAAUAUUCUUUUACUGCUUUAAGUCGCCAUAUGGCAAAAUGGUCUUCUACGAGACGUGCCUCUUCUUUCACAGCAAGUCGCACUCUGGGGAUCAACAGGCGUUGCUGCGAAAGUUCGGGCAGCUCGUCGCAGAGAACCACGGAAAGCUACUCCGAGUUAAGGACCUCGGGUGGCGCUCGACGGCCUACCCAGUGAGCAAACCCCGGGUUGGGAUUUUUUACCACGGCCGGUGGUUUUCGGUGUUAUAUGGCACGAAUCCGAAGUGUAUACCACAGCUGCAGGAGUUUUGGAACCACAAUUCCAUAUUGCUGCGACACCACACUGAAAAAAUCGAUUUCUUCAAGGGGUCCUUUUACAAACCGAGGUCAACUUACUACCCAACCUACGGGAACGCCAACAAGGGCACUUUCGCAGCGGGAGAUAGCACGACCGCUAGUAGUUCUGGUGGAGCGUCACCCGCACAGACAGCGUUUUCAGAAGACAACUUCAUGAACGUGUAAAGCAAGUUUUGGGUUGCUAUUCUAAUAGUCCGAGCCUGCAACUCCACCUCGCAAGCACGUAGGAAGUGUGCUGCAGCUCAUUUCUUUUUUUUCAGAAAAGAAGCAAACGGCUACAUGCAGUUUGUUCG
Messenger RNA from Amoebophrya sp. A120, 776 nucleotides. Lineage: Eukaryota; Dinophyceae; Syndiniales; Amoebophryaceae. The record is from the annotation of a GenBank genome assembly.